CUCAUUUUGACCAAUGGCGUUAAGACUGAAAAGCCUGCUGAACUUUAAUUUUUUGGUUUAUUUUCAAAACUAAUUUUUUUUUUUUCGUAUCCUCCUUUUUUUUUGUUUUAUUUCCCUUUUCUUUCUUGUACAUAUUCCCAAUUUUUAUAUAUAUAUACAAUGAAUAUCAUUGCUCCUUGUCCCCAAAAACCCUCCUAUUUAUUGCAGCAGGACUGGAAUAAUUCUUCAUUUGUUCAAGAUGAAGUAGAUGAUGCUUGUUAUGAACUUCGUCAAAUUCUUCUUCAAUCUCAAAAUAAUACAAAACCUAUUUGUGUUUGUCUAGAUGAUCCUAUUAUUACUCGAACCAAUAAUCCUUUGCCUCUCGAUUCAAGCUUUGUUCCUUAUCAAGCUAUUCAAGCUGCUAUUGAACCCAAUCGUCGUCCUCGUUCUCUCAGUGUUGGUAAUACUCGUCCUAUGGCAAGUCUAGUCCAUUAGGUUUUUUUUUUCUUUUUGUUUGGAGGGAUUUUUUUUUUUUUAUUUGUAUAUAUAUUUUUAUAUAUUCCUCUUUUUUUUUUUUUAUUAUCUUUUUGUCACACAAAUAGUAUACUCUUUUUUUUUUCUACCUAACCCAUGUCUAUACAUACGUAUUAUUAUUAUUCUUAUUAUUAUUAUAUUUUCCUUCUUUUUGUCCAUAGUUGUAUAGUCAUCUUAUCAUUUGUUUUAUAAUAAUAAAAAUCAUUUUACACC
Molecule: messenger RNA, 726 nt
Organism: Halteromyces radiatus
Lineage: Eukaryota; Fungi; Mucoromycota; Mucoromycetes; Mucorales; Cunninghamellaceae
Exons: 1
Coding region: 160-474 (104 amino acids)
Source: RefSeq, a predicted model, not a curated record